GUGUGCCUUCAGCCUUGCAUUUUUCCCUCCUCCACCCUCCCGCCCUCCCCCCCCCCCCCCCCGCGUCCCCCCCUCGCCACCAACUAUGAAAUAAUAAUAAUAAAAAAAAAAAAAAGGAAGAGAAAAAAAAAAAGAGAGAGAGAGAGAGAGGAGAGAGAGAGAGAGAGAGAGCGAAAGCGAGAGGCAGAGCGGGGGGAAGAGGGAGAGACAAUGGGCUGGUGGAGAGAGGACCCAUCCGGAUUAGCGAGACUUUGCGCUCCCGGCGCCUGAGCCACCCAAAAAGGCAGGCUCGGAGGGAGCGAGAGGGAGCCAGAAGGGUCGGUGGAAGCGAGGAGAAAACCCGGGCGUUUUGUAACUAACAUGAGCGGAGCGCAGCGGCGGCGGCAGCAGCAAUAAGCUUAUUGCAAUUGACAGCGUCUGCAGUUCAUUUCAAGAUGGCCGCUUGGCUCACAUUCAUUUUCUGCUGAACGACUUUUAACUUUCAUUGUCUUUUUUGGCCGCUCCGAUCGUCCCCCGCCGGCUCCUUCCUCCGGCAACCCCCUCGGAGAGCGGAGCAGAUCCGGAUCGGCACCGAGCGGCAGCGGCAGCCGCCCGGACCCCCCUGUCGGGCCGGCCCCGGUGCCCGGACCCCGCUCCGAGAGCCGCCCGGUCCGCCGGCAAAAUGCACCGGACCACCAGGAUCAAAAUCACGGAGCUAAACCCCCAUCUGAUGUGCGUGCUCUGCGGCGGGUACUUCAUCGACGCGACGACCAUCAUAGAGUGCCUCCACUCCUUCUGCAAGACGUGUAUCGUGCGUUACUUGGAGACGAGCAAGUACUGCCCCAUUUGCGAUGUCCAAGUUCACAAAACCCGGCCGCUUUUGAACAUAAGGUCAGAUAAAACUCUCCAAGAUAUUGUAUACAAGCUAGUGCCAGGCCUUUUCAAAAAUGAAAUGAAAAGAAGAAGGGAUUUUUAUGCUGCUCAUCCGUCGGCUGAUGCUGCCAAUGGCUCUAAUGAAGACAGGGGAGAAGUGGCUGACGAAGACAAAAGAAUUAUAACAGACGACGAGAUAAUAAGCUUAUCCAUUGAAUUCUUUGACCAGAAUAGACUGGAACGAAAAGGAAAUAAGGAGAAAGAAAAAUCAAAGGAAGAGGUGAAUGACAAAAGAUACUUACGCUGCCCAGCAGCAAUGACAGUGAUGCAUCUAAGAAAGUUCCUGCGGAGUAAAAUGGAUAUUCCUAACACUUUCCAGAUCGAUGUGAUGUACGAAGAGGAGCCUUUGAAGGACUACUACACCCUAAUGGACAUCGCCUACAUCUACACCUGGAGACGGAACGGCCCUCUGCCCCUCAAGUACAGAGUGCGACCCACUUGCAAGAGAAUGAAGAUCGGUCACCAGAGGGAAGGCUUGAAUAACAGCGGGGAGCUAGAAAGUGACUCUGGGAGCGAUAAGGCGAGCAGCCCAGCAGGAGGCAUCCCUUCCACCUCCUCCUGUUUGCCCAGCCCCAGCACGCCGGUCCAGUCUCCCCAUCCCCAGUUCCCGCACAUCUCCAGCACCAUGAACGGCACCAGCAGCAGCCCCAGCAGUAACCACCAGUCCUCCUUCACCAACAGAGCGCGGAAAACCUCGAUAAACGGCUCCUCGGCCACUUCGUCCGGUUGACGGGCCCACGAGACUACCGCCCCCGCCCCUCCUUUCUAUAGAUCUCUCCAUGCCAUUACAGCUUUAUAGAUGCUAAUACAUGUGACUAUCGUCCAAACUGCUUUCUUUUGUAGUGACACUGAACUUGGCUAUAAAAGGCGGACUAGGUGACAUUCGCUGUGGACGUUAAUUGCGACGCAAGAUUGAAAUGUAAAUUGUUUUCGAAGGACUGGGAAGCGAACAGAAGCGACACCUUCAUGUGUUCUGAAUGAUGUGGAGUUGUUUCCGUCCCCGUCAUCUGGACCCGGGAGUCUCCCGAAGUUGAUAUAAACCCUGGGAAGUAGUUUGUUAAUCCAGACUAACUCCUCCAUUGCGUUCUCUUCAAUUGUUAUUGUUAUUAUGCUGUUUUGUGAACCUGUAGAAAGCAAGUGCUUUUUCAUCUUGAAAUCCAACGAAACGGAAAGAAUAUGCAUAGAAUAAUGCAUAUAUGUAGCCAUGUCACUGUGAAUAACAAUUUUUGCGUAUUAGCCAUUUUGAUUCUUAUGUUGCAUCUUUAAUUCUCUGUUGCUGCGCAGAACCGAUCAAAAGAAAAGUAAACUUCAGUUUUACAAUCUGUAUGCCUAAAAGCGGGUAUUACCGUUUUAUUUACUGACUUGUUUAAAUGAUUCGCUUUUGUAAGAAUCAGAUGGCAUUAUGCUUAUUGUACAAUGCCAUAUUGGUAUAUGACAUAACAGGAAACAGUAUUGUAUGAUAUAUUUAUAAAUACUAUAAAGAAAAUAUUGUGUUUCAUGCACUCAUGAUAUGGUUGUUAAAUUUCUAAACUGGUUCGACCCUUGCAGAUGCCGCCUGUUUGAGCUUUGCUCAUACUGCGAGAAACACUUUGUGUGUGAAAGCUACAGUAUUGGGAAAGCACAUUCGAGUCUCUGAUAACCUGGGGGCAAUUGGCAAUCUUAAAAGCAUUUUACUGCCUUUGUCUUUUUUUUUUUUUUUUUUCAAGUGGUAUAUUUUUACUUUACCAAAUGUUGUUGAAGUGAUGCAGUGAAGAAAAAAAAAAAGUUAAGGAAGAUGAAAGUAAUUGACCUGUUUGAUUACCUUUUUAUUAUUUGGUGUGGUGGGAUUGUGUUUUUAAAAGCACAUGGAAUCAUUAUAGAAGCCAUAAACUAUUUGGUAUAAAUUUUAAGGAACCAGCAAUUUGCUGGAUGAAGGCAUUUUGUCUAAAUUUGCUUUAAUAUAUAUGUAUAUGGUACAGUACUAACUUCAUUAAAAUUUAACAGGUACUUUAAUAUUUCCAAUAAAUUGUGGAGAAUGCCUCCUCUUUAAUGGCCUGCAAAUAGGUGCAUUUUAUUAGAGGCUUCUAAGGGUAUUAUUUUUUUUCAGUAGAAGGAACUUUUCCGACAUAAAAUAUGAACAGCCCAGAACACUUUUCAGUUUGUGCUUUGCUUUGGUCGAACUUCGUGUGUGUUCAUCACCCAUCAGUUAUACAUUUGUGAGGGUGUUUAUUCUAUAUGGAUAUUGUUUCAUGUUUGUACGGGAAAAUUGUAGUUAAACAUUUCAUUGUCUCCAGUCUGCAAAAGAAGCACAAUUCUAUUGCUUUGUCUUGCUUAUAGUCAUUAAAUCAUUACUUUUGCAUAUAAA
Messenger RNA from Cygnus olor (mute swan), 3256 nucleotides. RefSeq names its product BMI1 proto-oncogene, polycomb ring finger (gene BMI1). Gene Ontology annotation, cellular component: PRC1 complex. Gene Ontology annotation, biological process: negative regulation of transcription by RNA polymerase II; sodium ion transport. The record is from RefSeq and is a predicted model, not a curated record. Gene Ontology annotation, molecular function: promoter-specific chromatin binding. The transcript has 11 exons. The coding region runs from base 662 to 1642 and encodes 326 amino acids. NCBI's taxonomy places the organism in Eukaryota, Metazoa, Chordata, Aves, Anseriformes, Anatidae.